This is a messenger RNA of Thlaspi arvense, 1241 nucleotides long. Lineage: Eukaryota; Viridiplantae; Streptophyta; Magnoliopsida; Brassicales; Brassicaceae. The record is from the annotation of a GenBank genome assembly.
AAAACCAGAAAAAACUAGUGAAAGAAUAAGUAAGGAAAGCAAGGGAGAUCCAAUGGCAGAGAGAGAAGACGAUGUGAAGCUUCUAGGCUUUUGGGCAAGCCCUUUUAGCCGUAGAGUCGAGAUGGCUCUCAAACUUAAAGGCGUGCCUUACGAGUACUUGGAGCAAGACCUGAUGAACAAGAGCCCUUUGCUUCUUGAGCUGAACCCGGUUUACAAGAAGGUUCCGGUUCUUGUCCAUAAAGGUAAAGUAUUACUCGAGUCGCAUCUGAUUCUCGAAUACAUCGAUCAAACAUGGACAAACAAUCCAAUUCUUCCUCGAGAUCCUUACGAGAAAGCUAUGGCUUUCUUCUGGGCCAAGGUUAUUGAUGAACAGGUGGCAAUAAGGUUCGCGUCUCUGGUGAAGGCAGAGAAGGGAAUAGAGGUUGUAAUUGAGGAGGCUCGAGAAGUCAUUAUGUUUCUUGAGAAGGAAGUCACCGGAAAAGAUUUCUUCGGUUGCAAGACAAUAGGAUUUUUGGACAUGGUUGCAGGAAGCAUGAUCCCGUUUUGUUUGGCUCGUGGUUGGGAAGGUAUGGGGAUUGAUAUGAUUUCAGAGGAGAAGUUUCCAGAGCUAAACAGAUGGAUCAAGAAGUUGAAUGAAAUUGAGAUCAACAAUCCAAUUCUUCCUCAAGAUCCUUACGAGAAAGCCAUGGCUUUCUUCUGGGCCAAGUUCGUUGAUGAACAGGUCGGACCAGGAGGGUUCAGGUCUGUGGUAAAAGCAGAGAAGGGAAUAGACGUUGCAAUCGAGGAGGCUCGAGAACUCAUCACCUUUCUUGAAAAGGAAGUCACUGGAAAAGAUUUUUUCGGCGGCAAGACAAUCGGAUUCUUGGACAUGGUCGCAGGAAGUAUGAUUCCGUUUUGUUUGUCUCGGGCUUGGGAAGGUAUGGGAAUUGAUAUGAUCCCAGAGGAGAAGUUUCCUGAACUAAACAGAUGGAUCAAGAAGUUGAAAGAAAUUGAGAUCGUGAGGGAAUGUAUACCUCAUAAAGAGAAACAAAUUGAACACAUGAUGAAAGUCGCAGAGCGAUACAAAUCGGCCUAAUUAAUAGAAAUAUUUGAUGUUUGCAUCGUCUCGUUAUGUGAAAGUUGUAUGAACAAUCUACUAAAUAAAAAUAAUACUCCAACACAGUAGAAAAAGAAGAAGUAAAAGGCUAUUUACAUGGUCAAAUUAUCACAAAGCGUGGGUUAAUGUGAACAUAUUUAUUUUG